UAAGAAAACACCAAAUUGAUUUUGUGAAUUCGACGCUUCAAUAAUUUAACGAUGUGUUUAUCAAGUAUUUUACUUUGUUUCGCAUUUCUGCUCGUUGCUUCAUUCUCGGAACCUCAGGAUGAUUUUACGAAUGGCAAUGAACAGAGCGACAAUUCGACGGUGCAAACUGAUCCUCUCGUAAAUUCUACGAAAUAUCGAAAUGAAGAGAUAAGAUUGACAAGGUUUAAUUCACAGAAAAAUUCUAUUAAGAAUAACGAUAAAAUGCAACACGAAUCCUGUAUUAAUUCUACAAACAACAAUUGCAAGAAUGACUCGGUGCGAUACGAGUCUCGUGAUCAUAUAAUAAAAAAUGUAGAAGAUAACAAUCAGACAUCUAUGAAAUUUUAUGCGAAUUCGACAGAGAUCAAUGAUUUCACGUUACAAGAAAUUAAUAAAAAUCUCACCAAAACUGAAGACAAGAACGAUUCCAUACCGUACAAACUCAAUUCCAACAGAACAAUUGAAACUACUCUUGUUGAAUAUAGAGCAUGCAAUAAUAGUAUUACUUGUAUUCAGUUCUGUUGUCCUUUUGGUAACAUCGUGGUAGAGGGACGAUGCAUCUCUCGUGGAGAGGAUAAUUACGCUCUUCCAAACAUAUACGCUCUUCUAAACCUAAACGAACACGAGAAUGAUUACGAGGAUGAAACAGUCGACGAACUAGUUUUUACUGUCCACGAUCCAUGCAUUGCAAAAGGGCAUAUUCACAAAUUUCUUUAUCCCAAUACAUACUUUUUUCUUACCAAUGGCGAUUUGUUCACUUAUAGCGAUUAUGUUAUUUUACCAAAGGAUUAUUGCUUUGCCAUUUUAUCUGGGGAUAUAUAUAGCGUGAUCAUCUGUGAAAGCGUCUAUGAUGAUGAUGAUCGAGAUGAUAGUACGAUUACACCUUCAGUAUUUUCAUCAGUAACCAUUAACAUUCUAUUGUCUUUGCUGUUCCUGCUAUUGACGUUCAUAAUAUAUUCCAUAUUGCCAAUAUUCCAGACUAUCCAUAAUUAUACAAUGCGUACACACGUGGGUUCAUUAUUCAUCGCAUAUGCGAUUAUGUGUUUUGGCCAAUUUUUUAAAUUAAAUGAACUGAAAUAUUGCGUUGCACUAGCAUAUAUCUUCUACUUCUUCUUUUUGUCAAGUUUUUUUUGGUUAAAUGCAAUAUGUUUCGAUAUUUGGUGGACAUUUAGAGAGCUCUGGCCGCGCACAAUAAAAAUAAAGGAUAAAAAGAAGCAUAUAAUAUAUUCGAUCUAUGCAUGGGGAGUCACUAUCUUUCUCAUUGUUAUCUGCGUCAUCAUGGAUAAUAUUCCCCUACCAGAAAAUUUGGUCCGACCAGAAAUGUGCGAAAAAAGAUUUUGGUUCGGUGAAAUGGAAGCACAAACGUUAUAUUUUUACGUACCCAUGGGUGCUACUAUCAUCAGUAACAUUUUUUUUUUCGUUAGCUCAACACUAAUGAUUCUGUGCCUAAAAAUACGAAUAGCUAAUCGGUUGGAAGCCUCGGAUAUCACGCGCCGCGAUGAAAAUAAGCAGAGGUUUAAUAUGUACUUGUUGCUAUUCUUAGUGAUGGGAAUAGCUUGGAUUUCGGAGCUAAUGUCGUUGAUCGAUUUUCAUGGAUUUAUCUGGUAUUUGCAGUUCGCAACCAUAAGUGACAUGCAAGGUUUCUUUAUUUUCAUCAUAUUUGUGUGUAGGAAGAGGAUUCUGAAAAUGCUAUUAAAACGAUUUAAGAGCAAGAUUUGCGGUACUAGAUCCACUAGAAGUCUAGGAGGUCCAGAAACAAUACCCAUGCAACAAAUCAAUUCCUCUAAUUAA
Molecule: messenger RNA, 1830 nt
Organism: Trachymyrmex cornetzi
Lineage: Eukaryota; Metazoa; Arthropoda; Insecta; Hymenoptera; Formicidae
Product: G-protein coupled receptor Mth2
Exons: 5
Coding region: 52-1830 (592 amino acids)
Biological process (GO): cell surface receptor signaling pathway
Cellular component (GO): membrane
Molecular function (GO): G protein-coupled receptor activity
Source: RefSeq, a predicted model, not a curated record